Papaver somniferum (opium poppy) is the source of this 1248-nucleotide messenger RNA. Its product is annotated as nucleolin 2-like. The record is from RefSeq and is a predicted model, not a curated record. Bases 221 to 1063 code for a protein of 280 amino acids. The transcript has 9 exons. Lineage: Eukaryota; Viridiplantae; Streptophyta; Magnoliopsida; Ranunculales; Papaveraceae. Gene Ontology annotation, molecular function: RNA binding.
CCCGUACAAAGCCGGAUUAUCUUCCACCACCAUAGAUUCAACAAAGAAGUACGGUACAGCUCUACAGGAAUUAAGCUUUCAUUGUUCAGGAGGAAUUUACAUAGACUCGGUGGUGUUGACUUUCUCGGCUUGUCCUAUUUGUGACGUUACAGUGCCUUCAACUGGGAUUGAAACGCAUGCAAACAAUCAUUUUGAGGAGGAAGAGAAACUUGCAAAGGACAUGAAGUUGUCUCAACAACUUGCGAGGGAGGACAUGGAGUUGGCUCAAAAAAUUGCCCUUGGACCAACUAGACCUCCUAAUAGACGAAUGACCCAUUCCACUCGAGUGAAAGGCACCGGAGCAUCAAAAACACUUGUUGCCAUGAACCUAUCAUCUUCCACUUCUAAGUCUGAUGUGAUCGAGUUCUUUAAAUGGCCCGGGGAUAUUGUUGAUGUGCGUUUCUCUUAUUAUCCUAGUGGAGAAUUCAGGGGUGUAUGCCAUAUUGAGUUUGCAACUGAAGAAGCUGCAAAGAAGGCAAUGAAGCUGAAUGACAAAUAUUUAUUGGGCAGUAAGGUAAAACUUGGAUUUUCUCGUGAAUCCAUUUUUGUUCGAGGUUUCGAUACUUCUUCUGGAAUCAACGAGAUCCGGAGCUCCCUAAAAGAGCAUUUCUUAUCUUGCGGAGAGAUCUUAUGGAUGCACAUUCCAAAAUUUCAUGACACUGGUGUUGCUCGCGCGAUUGCUUUCAUUGAAUUUUACCACCUCAAUGCUUUCCCAAAAGCACUUGCGAUGAAUGGGCAUAAACUUGGUGAUUAUCCCUUGACAAUUGAAGAUGCGACACCAUCAAACCUUAAUGUUACAGGAACGGGUGGUAGAGCUGUAUCAGGAGGACGUUUUGGUCCUUAUGGUAGCCCAACUUAUAUUCAUACGUUCUUACUGCGAUCUGAUAGAGGUUAUGGUGGUGCUGGCUUAGGAAGUAUUGGAAGCCCCUAUCAUCAUCCUUCAGGAAAGAAAAUCAAAUUUGAUUAUGAUGAACCUGAAGGGGAGGAAACUGCUCAGAGUGCAUGCACUCAAUCCACUGUCUAAAAAUCAUUAUUAUCCUAGAAAUAGGGCCUAAUUUAUGGUUAACCUAUUUGUAGUAGGGUAUCUUCAGGAAGCUGUAUGAUUUAUUUUGGUAGUUUGGGUUUAUUUAUGAAAUAGUCAAAGCAUAUAAAUUAUACUUUUAUUUAUUUAUUUUUUGAUAAGAAAACUUUUAUUUAUUGAUAAAAGGA